UUUCAUCCCACAGGAAAGAUUGGCUUGCUGUGACAAUUCAUAGCUCUUGCUUCCAUCCGACUUUCUCAGCCUCAGGCGUUAUGCUGCUACUGGUCAUAGGAUUCCUUGAGGCUUCAAGUGGAAAAGGAGUUGGGCUUCUGUGGCUGGAGUCCAGUUUUUGUGCCAUAGUUUGACAAAUGACAAUGCAAGAAGAAUUCCAAAGGGAAUUACCUCAAGAUAUAAGGUUAGGUUUUCCUGAGCCGGAGAGAUCUGUGAGUCAAGAAGUCGUCAAAGCAGAAACUUUUGUUGGUAAUAUAUCUCUUCAGGACCCUGAGCCGGCUGAGGAGAAGUGUGGCAAAAUUUCUUCUUUUGAGAAUGGAGAACAAGAGUCCAAAGAGACUAAUUCUGUAUCAUCUCAUCUGAACACUCUAGUAAAACAUGAAAGGGAGAAUGACCUCUGCCAAGGGCUUAAAAGCAAAGAAUAUGCUUCUGAACAUUUGCAUCAGACUGCCACUUUUCUGUCCCAUCACCCAGUCAAGCCUGUAACUUCUGAGAUAGAGCUGCCUACUUGCUGGGCACCAAAGAGUCCCAAGAAAGGACUCCUGAAUAACAUAGUUCCUAGAACUGAAACAUGUGAUGCCAGUUUGGCUCACAGUAUGUGCACGGAGGAAAAUGGAGCAAAAGAUUCUUAUACACUGCCAUAUACGAGCACCGUAGAAGACAAUUGUGGCAAACUUCCUCAAAAACAGAGCAAGUACUUUUCUUAUGAUGCACCACUAUAUGGCGAAACUGGAAUAUGGAUACCUGUUUCUGUUCCUCCAAUGUCAGAAAGUGACCAUGAAGAGUGGGCUAGAGGCUUCUGCUCAAAAGGGGAAUACUUUCCCGUAGAAGAUACAGGUGCCUUCCAGUACUUGGGAGAAGAUAAAGAGUUGACCAUGUGGGAUGUCCUAGUGGAAAUGUUGAUGGUAGCUAGGGGGAAAGUGAGCGCUUUAACCUUGGGUGAUAUCCAUAACCUUUCAUGGAUCUCAGGCCACAUUGUGGAGCAGGCUUGGAAAGAGAUGGCUCAAACUCUGACAGAGGCUAAUUUUGGUACUACCAGAGAACUUCUUGAGGCAGAACCACCCAAAUGGCUUCCUGAUAGUGCAGCUUCUUCCUGUAUGCUGUGUAGUGUUCGGUUCCACCCCAUCAUGUGUAGCAGGCAUCAUUGUCGUUUUUGUGGGGGGAUAUUUUGCAGUGACUGUACAAAAGGAAGGAGUUUGUUGCCAGAUAAAUUCCACAUGGAAGAACCAAAGAGAGUAUGUGAUGUAUGUUCCAUACGUCUUGAGCCUGUUCAGGCAUACUUAAUGGAUCAAGUUAGCCGUGCUGCACAGUUGCCAACCCAUGAUUUGACAGAUCUCAGCACUUUGAGAUCAUGGAUAAAUUUUCCAUGGGGACAGUCAAUGGAGUAUGAAAUUUACAAGGCCACCAACAUACUUCGGAGUUAUAAUAAGGUAGGUUCUCUGAGGCACGAGAGGAGAAUUCCAGAAUAUAUUCUUCGAGGUGCUCAAGGUCUUGCAAUACUCACUGUAGCAAAAGUUGGAGUUGUGGUUACUUAUAACAUCGGAACUGGACUGGUAGUUGCUCGCAGAGAAGAUGGCUCGUGGUCUCCUCCCUCAGCCAUUUCUUCUUUCGGUGUGGGAUGGGGUGCUCAGGUAGGAGGAGAGCUGACUGAUUUCAUAAUUGUUCUGAGAACCAAAGAUGUUGUGAAGACUUUUAGUGGUGAAGCACACGUUUCUAUUGGAGCAGGCUUGAGUGCAGCCGCGGGAGUUGUUGGACGGACUGCUGAAGCUGAUUUGCGUGCGGGCACUGGUGGCUAUUCUGCCUGCUAUACAUAUAGCUGCAGUAAAGGCGCGUUUGUAGGAGUUUCUCUGGAAGGGAGUGUUGUGACAACCCGUUGCCGAGAAAACUCAAGAUUCUACGGCAGUCAGUCAAUAAGCGCUGCAGAUAUUCUGCUGGGCUCAUGGCCCCGACCCCCUGCUGCCGCCACCCUUUACCGUGCACUUGCAGAUUUAUACCGUAAGCUUUAACUUAUAAGCUCUGUGCUUAUUCUCAAUUCCUUAUUCAGAUGUAUUUAUAAGCUCUGUGCUUAUUCUCAAUUCCUUAUUCAGAUGUAUGUUUCUUGUGUUUAUUUCAAUGGAAUGUAAAUAGGGUACUCAAUUGUGUACAGUACAUACAAGGACUCAAUUUGGAUGAAGUCUUUUUUACUGAUAAUUGUGAAGAAAUUAUAGAUGUGUAC
This is a messenger RNA of Cuscuta campestris, 2254 nucleotides long. NCBI's taxonomy places the organism in Eukaryota, Viridiplantae, Streptophyta, Magnoliopsida, Solanales, Convolvulaceae. The record is from the annotation of a GenBank genome assembly.